CAGGCCCGGGGCUGAGGCGCAGGUCGGCAGCGGGCCGGUAACGGGGCCACGGGCCGGGCUGCGGGGCAGCACUGCGGGUCUGUAAAUGACAAAGCCAGGACAGAAGGCUGAUAUCCUCUAAAAAUGAGUCAGUCAGACAACAGCUUUGAGCCAAAUGUUAUUGACGAUGAAAUGCUUCAGAAAGCAGUUGAAGAGCAAUGGCCGGAGGACAUAAGGAAGCUUGCCAAAGUAGAAGGUAUUAACUUUAAAGAUGUGAUGGAGCUACAACUUAGGUUUAGAAAUAUCCUGCAGAUUGAUAAUCUGUGGCAAUUUGAGAAUCUUACUAAGCUGCAGCUGGACAACAACAUCAUUGAGAAGAUAGAAGCUCUGGAGAGUCUGAUUCACCUUGUGUGGCUUGACUUGUCCUUCAACAACAUUGAAGUAAUUGAGGGCCUGGAUACCCUUGUCAAACUGCAGGACCUAAGCCUCUACAACAACAGAAUAUCUAAAAUUGAGCACAUGGACACAUUGCAAGAGCUACAGAUUUUCUCCAUUGGAAAGAAUAACCUGACCACUCUGGAAAAUGUGGUCUAUCUUAGGAGGUUUAAGAACUUACACACACUGAAUCUCACUGGGAAUCCUUUUUGUGAUGAAGAGCAGUAUAUGCUGUUUGUUGUUGCUCACCUUCCAGGCUUGGUAUACUUGGAUUUCAAACUUGUGAGUGACACCACACGAGAAGUUGCCAUUUCAAAUUACCACUACCUCACUGACCUGCUGGAACAUGAGGAAGCCCAGGCCCUAGCUCAGCUGGAGGAAAAGCAGGCACAGCAGAAGGAGCUGGAGUACCACAAGACAGCCUUUGUUGAGUACCUGAAUGGAUCAUUCCUGUUUGACAGCUUGUAUGCAGAGGAUACAGAAGCUGCCAAACUGGCUUACCUCCCCGGAGUGGAUGACCUGCUGCAGGCAUACAGGAAAGAUUUUGUCUCCGUUUGUGAGAACCUGUUUAACUACUGUCUGAAAGAGCAUGAAAAACGAGAAGCUGAAGUCUCUGAUUUCUAUGAAGGCCUUCAUGAAGUGUUGACAGCCAACCAAGAAGAAGGCAGGAGAAUAAUCCUAGACUUUGAAAAUCAGAACAAAAUGAGGCUGGAUGAGAUCCAUCAUGCCAGCAGUCACGACACUGCUGAGUCUAUGCGAGCUGAGUACAACGAGGACAUCCUUCAGCUGUCAGAAACACUCAUGACCUUGGAAAUGCAGAUGGUGGACCAGCUGGAGGAACUGAUAAAGGAAUUCGAAAGAAACAUUGCUGUCAUUGCAUCAACAUUCACUGAAAAUGUUAAAGGCAUGAUGACACAGUGCCGGGACCUGGAAAACCGUCACCAUGAGAAGCUGCUAGAGAUCUCCAUCAGUGCUCUGGAGAAAUCACUUAAGAAUGAGCUCGAUGAGGAAUUGCCAGAUGAUGUUCGUGAGUUUCUUGUGGACAAAAACACCAUUGUCAACAUGGUCAACAAAUCCCAUGAUAUCCACCUGCUGAAGAUAAGCAUGCGAGAGUGUGACAUCCUCCUCAACAUGUAUCGCUGGGAGGCCUCUGUGAAAGAGAAGGAGCAGAACAGUUGCCAGUGGACACCUCAGAGGCUGGGACUGUGAGACAUGAGCUUGGGCAGGCUGGAUUCUACAACCCACAGGAGCUUUAAGGAGCAAAAUCCAUUUUGAUACUAGUACAGGUAAUCUAAGUUUCCUACACCUUUAUGGUACAGGAGUGCCAGGGGACUGGGCUGACAUUCUCCCAAGCCUUUCUUAGCUUUUCCCCCAAGGAAAUCCUCAUUUCUUGCUUCUCAUGCCCCCUGCCCAUCAUGGACAUCUCCAAAAUAAAUUUCAACAAAGGAGCAGAUCCCUGUUCUCCUUCAUAUCUAUGCCCUUUAAAUGCAUGGAUUUCCACUAGUUCACAUGUCCUUGUGAACAUAGGACUGGCCUAAACUAAUUCAGGCCAAAGUCAGGACAGCCCAGGGUCCUGCAAUGACUUGAUUAGAGCAGACAUUUUCCCUUGGUUCUCUCAACCACUCUUCCAAAAAACCACUCUGCAACAAGACAACCCUGC
Messenger RNA from Phasianus colchicus (ring-necked pheasant), 2074 nucleotides. Lineage: Eukaryota; Metazoa; Chordata; Aves; Galliformes; Phasianidae. The record is from RefSeq and is a predicted model, not a curated record.